Molecule: messenger RNA, 6682 nt
Organism: Toxotes jaculatrix (banded archerfish)
Lineage: Eukaryota; Metazoa; Chordata; Actinopteri; Toxotidae
Gene: ltn1
Product: listerin E3 ubiquitin protein ligase 1
Exons: 32
Coding region: 98-5410 (1770 amino acids)
Biological process (GO): rescue of stalled cytosolic ribosome; ribosome-associated ubiquitin-dependent protein catabolic process
Cellular component (GO): cytosol; RQC complex
Molecular function (GO): zinc ion binding; ribosomal large subunit binding; ubiquitin protein ligase activity
Source: RefSeq, a predicted model, not a curated record
UCAGCGGCUUUCACUCUGACUACAGGUCACUAAAUACUGCCAACGAUUUUAACAAGAUACCAUAAGAAACGGAUACUUUUAAGAAUAAGACGUACCCAUGGGGGGUAAGAAUAAACAGCGAACUAAAGGAAAUGUUCGGCCGUCGAGCAGCGGCCGAGCUGCUGAGGUGCUCACCCGGGAAGGUGGCGUCAUCCCGGGGUUUGUGGGCUUUGAUUCAACGGUCACUUCGGAGCUGAGUUAUGUCCCCGCUGUUCACGGCGCUGAGGACAUAGACAACCUGGUUGAUGCCGAUUUCCGCCUGGUGCUCAGGAAACUGUCGAAGAGGGAUGUUGUCACCAGACUAAAAGCUGUUCAAGACUUUGGGUCCAUGUGUCAAGAACGGGAUGCUGAAGAGGUUAAAGGGGUCCUGCCAUACUGGCCAAGGAUUUACUGCAAGAUAUCAGUGGAUCAUGACCGCCGCAUCAGGGAGGCCACCCAGCAGGCUUUUGAACAGCUGGUGCUGAAAGUACGCCGCAGCUUGGCCCCCUUUCUGAAGAGCUUGAUGGGCCACUGGAUUCUGUCCCAGUGUGACACUUACACACCUGCAGCCUCUGCUGCAUGCCAGGCCUUCCAGGCUGCUUUCUCACCCACUAAACAGCCUGAGGCUCUCAGCUUCUGCAAAGAUGAGAUCCUAAACGUACUUCAAGAUAUUUUGUUAAAGGAAACGGCAGACACACUGAGCGAUCCGCAAAGUGUGACUGAGGAGGAGAGAGAAGCCAAAUAUGUGCGCAUGCUGACCAGUUCUCUGCUUGGGGUGAAGAGACUGCUCUCCCUGCUCCUCCAGAAUGACAGGAAUGCCCUGGAACAAAAACUAGCACAUCUUGUUAACUCUGGGAAGUUCUGGAAGUACAGCAAACACAAGACACCACAGGUGCGAGGGGCAUUAUUCGAGAUGGUGUGCGCUCUGUGUGAGUUCACUCCAGCGCUGGUCCAGGCUGAAGCGGCACGACUUUGCCCCGCUGUUCUCCUCAGCAUUGAUGACACAGAUCCUGUAGUGCUGCCUCCUGUGUGGGAAGCUGUUCUUUACGUUGUGUCUACGAUCCCUGAUUGCUGGACACAUGUGAAUGCCAAGAAGGGCUUCCUACCUAAACUUUGGGCUCUACUGAAAGAGGGUGGCAAAGGCAUGGCUAAAGCACUUCACCCUAAUCUAAUGCCUCUACUCAGCAAACUGCCCCAGCAGGUCACCGAUCCGAUCUUGGACUUCAACACCACCUUCUUCACUUCCCUCACACAGGGCCUUUCUAGUGAGCGUGCAGCAGUAAGUCCUUCGGAAAGUGCAGUUAUAGUGACUUCUGUUGUUGAGUGCUUGAGGUACUGCAUACUGCAGAACACAGAAGAAGUGGAGGAUCAGAGAAAAAUAAGGACCAUGCUUAUUUCACAGCAGCUACUACCACAACUAGAAAAGGCUUUUGGAAAUCCCUCCCUUCAGAAUGGUCCUCUCUUCCUUUUGGUCACUGAAAUGCUUGUUUCCUGGGAGAAGAGGGCAGGUUCACAGUGUGAAGGUGAAACAAAUGACAGCAAGGAUGUCUUUCAAGGGCUUCUGGCAGACUUCUGGGAGGAGCUCGGUCUUCUCUUUGUGCGUUAUGUCGACAACGAGGAAGCGGAUCCACAGGCUUUGGAAGGGGUAGCCACCUUGCUGCAGGUGAUGCGUUACCCUGAGAGGGUAAACAGAAAGCACACCCAGAAGAAGAAAUCUGUCAAGAUCUGUUUCUCUAAGCCAGAGGACAAUGAGAAAAUGGAAGUCGAGGGGGAUGUUGUUGAGAAGCCUGUGCAGACAGUGUCAGAGCUUGUGAAUGAGAAGACAUUUGGAUCCCUACAGACCCAGCGUUUUGAGGAUGUAGUUUGCCAGCUGGCACAACUGUGCCUGGUGCAUGUGAAUGAGAAAAACUCAGAGAGACAUCUUGUUUUCCUCUCCCUUCUCCUGCAGUCCUUCCACACACCCAGGGUCUUCAGUACUUUGGUCGAAUUGGAUGAUAGAAUAACAAAGGAUGGCGAGCAGAGAGACGAACUGAAUAUGAAAAAUCCAGCGAUGCAGUUCCUGUUGGAACGGGUGGUUGUGUGGCUUUCUGAGAAGGGGCGCAGAAACACAGAGCACCUGGUGGAGAUGGUCUUCAGCUCACUAUACUGCUGCAGCCAGCAGGAGACCACCCGCAUACUCAACCACAUCACCACGAUGGAUUUACAGUGGGGAAUUAUUCUGCAAAUUAUACAGAGGGCCUGUGCAGAUGCUCAGACUCUAAAGAGCUGUAAUCAUUGGCUGAAAGGUUCAGUUCUGGGCGAGCAGCUCUUGGGAUUGACUGAGGAACUGUGCAAGGUGGGACGCUGCUCUCCCAGUUCUACCUCUUCUACAAGCAGCCACAAUUGGACGCUUAUCAGCCUGGUCCUCUCUCAACACCACAACAACGAGCCUCUGAUAGGGGAGGUGUACAUGGAGAAGAUCUUAGAGAAGCUCCACGCCACUCUGUCUGAGACCAAGAGUCUUUCAGAUGCGGGCAACAUGGAGCCACUCAUCUCCUUCAUCUGUGACGUAGCCUCCACAUUCUUCUCUUCUGUACAAGACUGUCUUCUACUACUCUCUGCUGAGGAACUGUUGCUUAGUGUCUUCAAGCUCAUCGCCCAAGAUCAAACACACACUCACCUGUCUGAUUCACUUUUAGAUAAGCUGAGGAAAGUGUGUGUGGCUGGGGUCCAGUCAUUGGUCCAACACUCUGAAUACGAGGUCAAGGAAGGUGGUUUCCUUCACAGUGCAGCUGUUUGGGUGAAAAACCAACUACUCACUGUCUCUCUGGACAUUGAAAGUUUACAGGUUCUGGUUCUGGCUGUACAGAGGAUAGUGGAAACAAUUUCCUCUGUUUGUGAUCAAGACUCCUUACUCCUCGUCCAAUUCUUUACGUUGUUGAUGCCUAGCCAGACAGAAUGGACAAGAAUUAGACAGGCCUUACCUCCUCAGUGGAUCAAAACACCCUUACUGUCCAGCCAUCACAGAGGAGUUUGGGAAAAACCCUCAAUGGACAUCUGGAAGUUUAAGGUGCCAAACAGGUUGCCAGCUCACCUAUGUGCCUGUGCCCUGUUAGGAAGGGCGGCCAAGACUGUUGCAGCUAUUCCUCAUGACCAAAAGGAAGCGCAAUGCCCUUCACACCGUCCAAACCUUACGUACACUGUUUCAGAGCUCCUCUAUGCACUUCAGUGGUGUAAAGAGGUAGAGUACAGCCCAAGUAUAGUGUCCUCCUAUCACAACCUGCUGACUGACUGGAGGCUGUCAGAAGGGCUCCACAGCCUGGUCCCAGUGAAACACCUGCUGGAGACGCUCUACUCAAGGUCAGUGGAGGAAGGAGGUCUAUGGUCUUUGACUCUAGAAAACUACAUCCACACGAACAACUUGGCAGCUACUGGCAGUGCAGCCGUGAGGCAGCUGUACGGCAGUGUAGACAGUUUGUUCCCAGUGUCUCAAAGCAAACUGAGCACGCUCCAGGUGCUGUGUCCUACUAUGACCGUAAAAGACAGAGAGACUCUGAUAGCCCUUGCUACUGCUGGAAUAAUCAACUGGCAGGAGGAUGACAAUGUGUAUGGGUGUCUGGUGGUGCUGCUGUGCUGUCUGAGGGCCAGCGCUGAAAUAGAGGAGGAGGUUGUGCAAGCUAUCCUGGCUACUCUGAUGGAGUGGAGGAACUGUAAGGAGGACUGGUUCCUGUUUAACAGUGACCUGUCAAAAGCAACUGCAGAACAGCUGAACCUUACUGUGGAAAUGAUGCGGUUCCUGUCCUGGCUGGUGGCUCAUUGUCCAACAGUUCUUGGCAGCAGCCAGUGGGACUUCUUGCUCUGCUCCAUGUUGGCCUGGUUGGAGACCGCCAGCGAGAAUGUGAGCAGUCUGUGGAACCCAUGGGUGCAGCUAUUUGUGUGUGAGAACGCUGCACUGAUAGUGAAGCUGAACCAGUUCUUUGCAUCCCCCUUGCCUGACAUUCUGGAGAAACUGCCGUCGGAACUGGCGAGUGAAUGGACAGACUUCUUUGUAGAGGGAAUCUACAACCUGCUGUUGCCUAUGCCUGUCAAUAUCACAGAUGCCUUCACUGAACCGGAUGAUCCUGUGUUCCCGUUGGCGGUACUGCAGUCAGUCGGUAUGGCUCUGACAUAUGUGCCUGUGCAGCAGCUAAAUCAGAACUCCCUGCCACCACGGUUCAUAGCAGACCAGAAGACGAACCUGCCAGAGCCCCUUCAGACGCUCCUCAAUACUUUCUGUCCUCUGUUGCUGUUUAAGGCCAGACCUCUGCAGAUCACUGUCUACCACCUUUUGGAAAAGGUCAUGCCUCAGCUGCCAGAGUGUGAUGGAGAAGGAGACAGCAACAAAUCUGAUGAUGAUAGAGAUGAGCCAUGUCUUUCUCCUCCAGCUUCUCUCAUGGCCAUCCUGUCAACCUGUGAGGAGCUGUGCGACAGUAUCCUGGCGGGUGUUCAGAUAGGGGAGUGUGCAGUGGUCCAGCCUCUCAGUGUGGAGUACUCCUGCAUCCUGGGAUACCUGCUGGCCUGGAAGCUGCUCCUCACUUUUUUCAAAUCCUCACCUUCCCACCUGCGUGCCCAUUAUGCCCAGUAUCUGAAGAGAAGCUGCUCCCUUAACAAGCUCCUCCUCCACCUCUUCAAGCUGAUGCCUGAGAUCCCCGUCUACCCAGGCCAGGGGCCAGAGACAAAGGAGACGAAAACAUUCUUUACAGAGAACCUGUCUCUGGCUGUUGACAAAAGUGACAGCGUUGAGUGGGAGCUCCCUCACCUGGCUUGCAGUGUAUACUACAGCACAGUGCAGGACCUGCCGGCCAUGGUGCGGCUGUGGUGGAACAGCCAGGAAAAGAGAGUGAGCACAGCCGUGGAGAAGUUCACAAUUAAAUACGUCAGCCCUGUUCUCUCAGCUCAGGAGAUCUCAUCUGUCCACUCCAGCACUCAGAUGUUUGACAGCAUGACUGUGAAGGCCCGCUCAGCAGCACGGGAGGUGAUUGCUACCUAUUCUGUGGAUGACAUCUUCAUCGAGUUGGUGAUUCAGCUACCACAGAACUACCCCCUGGGCUCGAUCACUGUAGAGAGUGGGAGGCGCGUUGGUGUUGCCGUACAGCAGUGGAGGAACUGGAUGCUGCAACUUAGCACGUACCUCACACAUCAGAAUGGCAGUAUAAUGGAGGGCCUGGCUCUGUGGAAGAACAACGUGGAUAAACGUUUUGAGGGAAUAGAGGAUUGUAUGAUCUGCUUCUCUGUUAUCCACGGCUCCAACUACUCCCUGCCCAAAAAGGCUUGUCGCACCUGCAAAAAGAAAUUUCACUCAGCGUGUCUGUACAAAUGGUUCACUUCCAGCAACAAGUCCACCUGCCCACUGUGUAGAGAAACCUUCUUCUAACACACGUCUGUUGACCAUUCUGUUGACAUUUCUUCCGUCAGCCAGGACUGGAUCACAUGCAGAAGGUUGUUAAGAAACUCAUCUAUACUAAGGUAUAAUUUAUUACAUCAGAAAAUGAGUGGAAGUUCUCUCUCCAGAGGCUUCUUCUGACUGAAAUGACAGCUGCUGUUUCUCGUCCUCAGUAGAAGUGUCAUCCAUAGUACGGCAAAAUCUAGCGAUGACUAUAUUUUGGCAACUUUUGUGUCCAUGUUCAGUAGCGUGGUUUAAUAAGCUGUCAACUGUUUGUUUAUACCAGUGCUUUGCUGUACUGUAUAAGCGCAGCAUCAGUAGCUCCCUGCUCAUGUUUUUCUGUUAUUAAUGAGUUUUUAUCUUUUUUGUAGACUUAAUUUUUUAUCUUUUGAAACGUGCAGGUGUGUAGAAGAGGCUGAAUCACAAAGUUGGAAAAACCAAAGCAGGCCAGGUGCUUUAGUCAUGUAUAAGCACCUGUUAAAAUUAGCAAUUUACACGACUAAAAAAAAGGAUGGUCAAAGUAAUGCAAUGAAAGGUUUCACAAAUAUUUCCUAAUAUUUAGGAGUGUAAAGAUAUUAUGUCUGAUUUGUGACGUGCCUUUAUGACAUGGUGGAAUCAGGUAUGAAAAGCAGGCAGGAGAAUUUAUCUAGGGAGGUUUUUAACUUCAAAAUGGCAUUGCUCACAAAUAUCAAAACCUGUUAAUGAAGUGUGUCUUCCCCUGUGCCCGCAUAUAGCUGUAAAUUAUGCUGGAAAGUAAAUAAAAUACUGAAAUACUGGUUGGAUAUAAUUAAUGGAACCAAAUUGUCUUUGAUUGAGUACUUGGAGUAGGGGCCAAACAAACUACACAGAAAAAAUGUUAGCCAUGUUCCACACUAAAACUUAAAAUUACACAGAAUUAAUUUGUCAUUUGCAUUUAUACUACUUGCAUGCGUUGCAAACUAAAAUGAACAUUUUUGAGCGCUGAUCUGAGUGUGAUAGAUAUGUGUAUUACUGUCAAUAGUCUGUAAUGGCUUAGUAUUACAACAAAACAGUCUGAUCUGGCAGCCUUACAAGGACCAGACCAAGUUUAGAACAAAGUACAUUUUCCCAGUGACUGAGUUGUGUAAUACAGAACAGUGCGUAUGCAGGGAUAUAUAAAUCUACCACAGAGACUGUUCAUGAAUAUUUCUACUGUCUUGUACAGACUUUUACUCCACAAAGUUUUAUACAUGUGGCCCCAGGUGUAUUGUUAUGCUCAUGAUCAAUUAAAUACCUUUGCCAAAA